UCGAUGAUCUCUGACAUAGCUUGUAUUAUAUCUUGUAUUAUAUUAUUAUUAUUUAUAUUACAUCGGUUCGUACCACGCGGAAUGUGGCGCGCUCGACAGACCUAAAAAAUGUUUGCUGUAUGUGUUAUACGAUAAAGUAGAAUAUACACCGAACGUGUCGAAGAACAGAGAGAAAAGAAACCCCAUUCCCAAUUUGGCGUGCGCUUUUCGACCUUGUGUUUUCGCCAUGGGCCACAAAGAUGAGAAGAAACCGUUAUUGGCCAACAGCAACGCCGACGAUUUGCGACCAGAAAAAGAACAUAAUGUCACCCGGUACCGGAGUCUGGAACAUUCCAACGGAACGGGUACCAGCAAGCAACAAAGCAUCACAUACACGUGGACUAACAUUAACGUGCACACGAAAAACGGCAAAAGCAAAAACUUUUACAAUACACUUACGUCAUGCUGUACGGGGCGUCAGAAAAACAAGACUGAAAGAAAACAACUAUUAAACAAUGUGAGCGGUUCGGCGCGACCGGGCGAACUAUUGGCUCUGAUGGGAUCCAGUGGCGCCGGAAAAACGACCUUGUUGAACUCGUUGACAUUUAGGAGCAACAACAACGUGAUUGAGUCUGGACUUAGAUCCAUCAACGGCAUACCGGUCAACAGCAAACUAUUGACGGCCGUUUCUGCGUACGUCCAACAAAACGACCUGUUCAUCGGGACGCUCACCGUCCGGGAGCACUUAAUAUUCCAGGCGAUGGUGAGGAUGGACCGACACAUUCCGUACGAAAAACGAAUGGCCCGAGUCGAAGAUAGCACGAUGGACAGUUGGGGCUCGAACGUUCUGGAGAACGUCUCGUCGCCGUACAAAGCAACGUGGAUGGAACAGUUUUCGGCGGUCUUCUGGCGGUCGUGGCUCAGUAUCAAAAAAGAACCAGCCCUCACCAAAAUUAGGCUCGUCCAAACCAUGUUGGUAGCCGCUCUGAUAAGUUUCAUAUUCUUCAACCAGCACUUGGACCAAGACGGCGUGAUGAACAUCAACGGAGCACUGUUCAUGUGUAUAUCUAACAUGACGUUCCAGAAUGUAUUGGCAGUUAUCAACAUUAUCAUAUUUCAUAACAUAAGUUAUUAA
This is a messenger RNA of Diuraphis noxia (Russian wheat aphid), 1114 nucleotides long. It is a transcript of the gene w, whose product is annotated as eye pigment precursor family transporter white. Gene Ontology annotation, cellular component: plasma membrane; cytoplasmic vesicle membrane. NCBI's taxonomy places the organism in Eukaryota, Metazoa, Arthropoda, Insecta, Hemiptera, Aphididae. The record is from RefSeq and is a predicted model, not a curated record. Gene Ontology annotation, biological process: transmembrane transport. Gene Ontology annotation, molecular function: ATP hydrolysis activity; ATP binding; ABC-type transporter activity.